Molecule: messenger RNA, 333 nt
Organism: Cladocopium goreaui
Lineage: Eukaryota; Dinophyceae; Suessiales; Symbiodiniaceae
Source: the annotation of a GenBank genome assembly
AUGGAGGACGCAAAAGUCGCCGCUUUCAUGGCAGCAGUUAUCGAAAGCACUCGCUGGAAAGCUUGGUUGGAAUCACGUGACCCAUAUCCUUCCGAGUCUUGGGCGCAGGAAGAGCUGCAGUUGCAGAGGGAGCACCUCCACUUGCAUCUGGCCGGAAAUCUGCUUCUCGCUCUUCUGCAUGGCUUGGAACGUUUCCAUGCAGCUUGGUGUCCACGACGAGCACUUCAAUGCCAGCGUCGCCAAGAACUUGCCGAGGUUUGCCCGUCCUGCAAAGAAUUCCAACAUCUCGAAUUCGAACUCCUGCAGUCAGAGGCUUGGCAUCCCAGAGGAUGA